Schistocerca nitens (vagrant locust) is the source of this 996-nucleotide messenger RNA. Its product is annotated as trypsin-1-like. Gene Ontology annotation, biological process: proteolysis. Gene Ontology annotation, molecular function: serine-type endopeptidase activity. Lineage: Eukaryota; Metazoa; Arthropoda; Insecta; Orthoptera; Acrididae. The record is from RefSeq and is a predicted model, not a curated record. The coding region runs from base 7 to 756 and encodes 249 amino acids. The transcript has 2 exons.
UGAGAGAUGAGUCGGACCCUCGCCUUGUGCCUGCUGACCGCAGCUUGCAGCGUGGCGCCCACACUGGGGCGCGGCAGCCGCGUGCUGGGGGGUGAGCCGGUGGACAUCUCGCAGGUCCCCUGGCAGGUCUCCGUGGAGUUCAUAGAGGCGCACAAAUGCGGCGGCUCCAUCGUCAGCCCCAGAUACGUCAUGACGACUGCGUGGUGCAUCGUGGGCGCCGCCGAGCCAAUCUAUUACGUGCUGCGGGUCGGUACGUCAACGCGUGAGAGUGGCGGCGCCACGUACACCGCUUCCGAUAUGUUUUGGCACGAGGAUUUCGAUUAUGUUACGACAGACAGAGACAUUGGUUUCUUCGAGAUCUCAGGUUCCAUCUCGUUUGAUGACAACGUUCAGGCCAUUCCUCUGGCGACUGAAGAGCUCGAGGCAGGCACUUCCGUGACGGUGAGUGGCUGGGGAAGCCUUCAACCAGGGGCAGACUACCCAGAGCAGCUGCACGCCGUCAACACGACUAUCAUCGACCGCUCCUCGUGCAACGACACCUACGAAGGCCUCAUUACGGAGAACAUGAUCUGCGCUGGUGAGCCCGAAGGUGGCAAAGACUCUUGCAACGGUGACAAAGGUGGUCCUCUGGUUGCGAACUCCACGCAGUACAGUAUCAUUUCGUGGGGGUACGGUUGUUUUUACCCACCAUACCCAGGUGUCUACACCAACAUCGUUUCCCUGCGCUCUUGGAUUAACGAAACAAUUGGCGUCUAACUAAUUCUAUGAUUUCUGCAUUCAGAAAGUUGCCUCAUGUAUUCACACACAAAUACAGACAUACACAGCCGUGUAUGACAAAGAUUAAUUUUAGACAUGCACAUUCAGCUAUGUCCAAACCUAUUUGUUCUGUUAUAAAAUUAUACUGCGUGUGAGCACCCAUCAGGAGAUAAAAGAUUCGCUGUCUUUUCCCUUGUUCAACACCAGGAACAAAAUACUAGCAAAAAAAAAAAAAAAAAA